AUGUCCACGGUGGCUUCUGAGGACAGAAUUAAUGGCACAGCUUCAGAUUCGCGAAGCGUGGUGGCAGACUUGUGGAGCAUGGACGACAUGCUUUCGAGGCCUUUCCAUGCAGUGGAAGCCUCUGAGACCGUUACCGAGGAGGCGGCGCCAUUGCUACUGACACAGCCGCACCUGGCGCUGCGGCUCCGGGCCGCGCAGGGCAGCAGCAUCGAGGCCGGUACUUUGCUCCGCCUCUUCCUCCGGCCUCUGACGCAGUGGGCGCUGCCAGAGGAGGGCUGUCCUGCGCAGUGCGCAUGGCCCUCGGUCCCAGUGUGUAGUGUGUAG
Symbiodinium necroappetens is the source of this 324-nucleotide messenger RNA. NCBI's taxonomy places the organism in Eukaryota, Dinophyceae, Suessiales, Symbiodiniaceae. The record is from the annotation of a GenBank genome assembly.